Messenger RNA from Zophobas morio, 2795 nucleotides. RefSeq names its product Kinesin associated protein 3 (gene Kap3). Gene Ontology annotation, molecular function: kinesin binding. The record is from RefSeq and is a predicted model, not a curated record. NCBI's taxonomy places the organism in Eukaryota, Metazoa, Arthropoda, Insecta, Coleoptera, Tenebrionidae. Gene Ontology annotation, biological process: cilium organization; microtubule-based movement. The transcript has 12 exons. Gene Ontology annotation, cellular component: kinesin II complex; axoneme; ciliary transition zone. Bases 127 to 2622 code for a protein of 831 amino acids.
AUUGGCGCGAAUGCGGGCUGCCGAUUGGUCGGUUGGUAUUGAUUUCAAGAUGGGUGCGCGCGGUAUCAACCAACUCAAAAUGUCAACAAUCAAAUUUUCUAAUAAUGCACAAAUUUAAUUCGGUUGAUGUUAAUUAUUAUCAAUGCGUUAUCAGGGUUAGUGAUCGUUUUUCUGAUUGGUGCGUAUUUCGUGUACAUCGCGUGUAGAGUGUUUUACGAGAUGGAUCCGGACGAAGCUAAGUAUAUGAGGACGGAGCGCAAGCCGGGGACUCUGGACGUGCACCCGAGCCUCAACGCGAUCGUGCUCAACUACGAAAUCGACGUCCAGAUCCUGGGGGCCAAAGAGAACGUCAUCUACGGGGAGAAAAAGAACUUGAAGAAGAUCAUCGAACUGCCCAUGCUAAACAGCCGCACUGAUUGCUAUGCUCUGGCCAAGGAGGUGGUGUACCAGUGCGACUUGAUCCACCAUUCGAGGGUCUCCGAAGUGGAGCAGACCAUCUACUACCUCAAAAAACGCAAGCUCAGCCACGGAAGCGCCAAAGACAGCAGCUCUCACGACUUUAAACCUACCUCGAACCCCGACGAGCCCAACUACAACAACUUAUCCGACUACAUCGAGCUCCUCUACGAAGGCAUGUCCGAAAAAAUCAAAGGUGCCCACUUGAUCCAGCUGCUCGCCCGCGACCCCGAGAACCUGGACGCCUUAUCAAAAAACGAAACCGUAAUCAGCGCCUUGGGCCGCGUCUUACGAGAAGACUGGAAACGCAGUAUUGUUUUGAGCACACACCUGGUGUUUACCUUCUUCUGUUUUUCCAUGUACUCACGUUUCCACGAGGUUAUCCUCAAGUGUAAGGUUGGUUCCAUCUGCAUGGACAUCAUCGACUACGAGCUCCGCCGCUACGACAAAUGGAAAGCCGACCUCGAGGGCGUCGAGGCCCCCGACGACGUCCCCAUCGUGCGCAAACCGUGCCCCAGCAGCGCCAGCAUGUCCGAGAUCCCCCGCAGCCGCAUCCCCGAGCCCGUGCGCCCCAAAUCCGGCAACUUCUCCGAGACGAACAUGAAGGCGGUGAUGGAGGGCAGCGUCUACGACGACCUGACCAACUCCACCGAGAGCAUCGACGACAAGAAGCUCAGCGAGACCGAGAGGGCCAAGCGCUUCAGGACUUUAUUAAAAAAACAAGAACACCUGCUGAGGGUGGCCUUCUACCUGUUACUAAACAUCGCCGAGGACGAGAGCAUAGAGGAGAAGAUGACGAAGCGCAACAUCGUCGGACUGUUAGUGAAAGCGCUCGAAAGAGAGAACGAAGAGCUGCUGGUGCUGGUGGUGACGUUCUUGAAGAAGUUGUCCAUCAUGCAGUGCAACAAGGACGGGAUGGCGGGGCUGGGGAUUGUGGAGAAGCUUCCGAAGCUGCUGGAAUCGAGCAGCCCGGACCUGGUGCACUUGACGCUGAAGUUGCUGUUCAAUUUGUCGUUCGACACGAAGUUGAGGUACAAGAUCGUGAAAGUGGGGUUGCUGCCGAGGUUCAUCGGGUUGUUGAGUGAUGAUCGCCACCAGGAGAUGAUUUUGAAGUUGUUGUAUCAUUUGAGUUACGACGAUGACGUCAAGACGCAGUUCGCGGAGUGCGUGGGCUUGAUUACCGAUAUGUUGCUUCUGAACAUCGGGAACGAAGGUGAUGAAGUCAUGGUAGCGCUGUGUAUUAAUUUGGCCACGGAUCCGAUCAACGCGCAGCAGAUGAUGAAGAAAAACAGAGUGCAGUCGUUGAUGAUGAGGGCGUUUACGUACCAGGAUAACAUGCUAAUGAAGAUGUUACGGAAUCUCUCGGAACAUAAAUCGUCGAAAGUAAACUUUGUGGAAUUCGUCGGGGACAUAGCGAAAGCGGUGGUGGAAUCCAAAGAGGACGACUUCGUCGUAGAGUGCGUCGGAAUCCUCAGCAACCUCAACCUACCUGAACUAGACUGGGCCGAAAUUUUCAAACACUUUGACAUGUUAAAAUGGGUCGAGAAAAUCAUUCGGAGCAAUAACACCGACCCCGAGCUAGUCCUCCAGGUUGUCGUUCUGCUGGGCACAGCUGCCGCAGACGAAGGCUGCGCCGGCCUCCUCUGCGAAUCCAACAUCAUGAACGUCCUAAUCGACCUCCUCAAAACCCACCAAGAAGACGACGAAAUCGUCCUCCAAAUAAUAUUCGUUUUCUUCGCCACGAUAUCGCACGGCACUAAGAUCGACUACUUGGCCGAAAAAACGGAAGCUCCAGCCUACUUGAUCGACCUCCUCCAGGACAAUAACAAGUCGAUACGGAAGCUGUGCAACACGUGUCUUAACAUAAUCGCCGACCACAGUAAAACGUGGGCGGAACGCAUAAGGAUUGAGAAGUUCAGGCACCACAACGCGCAGUGGCUGCAGAUGGUGGACUCGCAGCAGCUGGAGCCCGAGGAAGACGAGGACGAGGAGGACGCGCUGCCGCCAUAUUUGAAUACAGAGUUCCUGGGGACGGCCGUCGUGCCGCCACUGUCAGAUUUGACUGAUACGGUGCCGGAUUCCGAGUUUAUUUCACAAAAGGAAUUGGACUUCGACUAUUUCGACAGACCCGAAAUGAUGCCUGACCUUGAAAUCGAGGCCAUGUAGCUUUAGUUACAAUUUGCGUUCGUGCACAAGUGAUAUUUCCAAGCUUUCUAGUCAUUUUCUUGUUGAUUUGUAUUGAUAUUGAAUAGUGAACUAAUAAAAUGAUUCAUGUAUGAUGUACUUAGCGCGGAAUGCGUCGUUACUUUUUUUAAUUUUGAAUAUAUUUUGUUUGAUUA